Messenger RNA from Magallana angulata, 5104 nucleotides. RefSeq names its product endosome/lysosome-associated apoptosis and autophagy regulator family member 2-like. Bases 109 to 3081 code for a protein of 990 amino acids. The transcript is spliced from 22 exons. NCBI's taxonomy places the organism in Eukaryota, Metazoa, Mollusca, Bivalvia, Ostreida, Ostreidae. The record is from RefSeq and is a predicted model, not a curated record.
UUUUGCGCAUGUCAUCAGGUUGUGUUCCGGUUCAGCAGAUGCUGAAUGUUGAGAAAAUGCAUGUGCACUGAAAGCCAUUGUGGUUUAUUGUACUACGUUUGGAUAUAAAUGACAAACUCUCCACACAGAAUGUCUCGACUACUCUGUGUUGCAUUGAUGAUAAUUUGUGUCACGAAACUAAAUACUGAGGCUACCACAACUGUGACCAGCUGUUCUAAGGAGGAUUUGAAGUAUGAGUAUACAACAUGUGAUGAUAAUGGAGGUCGAUGGAAAGUGGAAGUACCCAUAGAACCUGGGAAAUGUUCUAUUACAAGUCCCAAAGCUCCUGUAAGGGGCAAAAGUUGUGAUUUUACCUGCCAACCUGGCCAGUACCUUGACAUGGAGACAGAGGAAUGCAAGCCAUGUGGGGCAGGGACAUACUCCCUGGGGGGUGGGGAGAGGUUUGAAGAGUGGGAACAGUUGCCCUCUGGAUUCAAGGUCUCUACCGAGACGUUUCAGUCCUUCUUCCAAACUGAUGACCAGAAUACAAAUUGUAACAUGUCGAUAUGGACCCCCCGGGGUAACUACAUCAGCUGUCUCCCCCAGGGCUGCACCUCCGCCCUCACCUACUCCGUUACUCUGGUCAGGGCCGGGUACGUCGUGUUUGAGUAUCAGUUCCCCAGCAGCUCAGACACAAUGUUCCAUUUCAUCGUACAAAACAGCCAGUGUCAGUCCUAUGGUAGUAAGGGAGGAUCCCAGUUCCCAGAUGAUACAGGGGAAGGAAAAUGGGGAAAAGUCAAGGUACACCUGACCUCGGGAUCCAAUGUCCUAAUAUGGAAGGCCCUUUCUCUGGUGUCCGAGUCGUCAUCAGAGAGCAACAGACGGAAACCAGUGUUAAUUAGAAAGGUGGAAAUUCAUGGAGUGGCUUUUACAUCAGAAUGCACCAAGUGUAAGAACGGGACGUUUAGCAGUGAGGGAGCGGUGUCUUGCUCUACGUGUGAGAGGAACACUUUUUCACUGAAGGGCCAGCAAAGUUGUACACAGUGUGACUCAAAGUCAGAGUACUCAGAGCCAGGGGCCAGUGUCUGUUUAAAAAGACCGGCUUGUACUAAGAAGGAUUACUAUGAGGUCCAGGAUGUAUGUGAUAGUAAUAAAAAGACAAGGAAGCUAUACAAGUGGUUUGAGCCCCAGAUUUGCCGGACAGACAUGACAGGGGCUGUGAAACUGCCUGGGCCCAGUGAGCCUGAGGACUGUCCCCCAUGUAACCCGGGCAUGCACUUUGUGGAGGGGAAGGGCUGCCAGUUCUGCCCGGACAACAUGUUCUCUGACGGGGCCAAGAGUUGCCAGCCCUGCCCCGCCUCUACCUCCCCAAACAUUAAUUUGGAGUACCGCUGGUGGAACCAAAUGCCAGCCAACAUGUCCGCCAACUGUCUCACGUUCGCUGACACAGACUGUUCCACCAAUGCCUCCUGGGUCCUGGCAGGAGAUCAUAUUCACACUCAGUUUGGACGCAGCAGAGACGCCUAUCUCGUCCUCAUUUUUAAAAUUGAUGGUUUUAGAGGGCAAGAGAGUGAGAAUAAGGACAUCACUAUAGGGACAGUGGAAUUCCAGUUUGAGACCACCUGUGCUGGGAACUGUGAACUGCUCUUCCUUUCUGAUGAAUUUGGAUCCAGUGGUAUUGUGAAAUCUUGGACUGCUGGGCAGAAGAAGCAGGAAUACAGACAUGAAAUCAAGAGUAUACAGCCUUUAGUCCUGACCUGGGCUUUCCAGGGAUCUGGGGAAACGGAAGCUGAGGAUGUGGCCCGUAUCUUCAGUGUCAAGGUUACAAACACCCUGUCAGGCGGGGCCACGGACUGUCAGAACUGUAUGAGAGGGGUGAAGGAUAACCAGUGUAUACCCUGUCCAGCUGGUCACUAUGUGGACCCCAACACCACCAACUGUCACCCCUGUCCUAAUAAUGAGGUUAUCAGGUCAAGGUUAGCCUGGGGGGAGGACUCUUGUGUCAAAUGCGGACCAGGGUUGUUGGCCAAGGAAGGAACCAUGUGUGUGUCUGAUUGCAUAUACACAGACGAUGCCAACAGAAAGUAUGACUUCACAGCUCUAAAAAGCCCAAAGUUUGUGAAGGGAGCUAACCUGUUCACUGGUAGUGGUACUGGAUAUUAUCAUGGAUUUAACAUAUCGCUGUGUGCUGAAGAAAAAACCAAGGCUUUCUGCCAGAGUAAUAUGACGGAGUCCAAGAUGACUGGUGAGAAACCUGUUCACUCCAUGGUGUGCAGGUCAGCCAUUGUGCCCACCAAGGAGGCCCACAUUGUGUCCACACAGCCAGUCAGCAUUGGAGAUUACCUGACAAAGAUCCUGACCAAUCAAAGCCAUGAUUCUGAGCUCCACAAGCUGUACGAACAAGGAGGAGUUCCUACAGAAGGCAUGGAAAGACAUGUUCAUUUCUUCUAUAAGACAGAUGAGAAAACCCAGGCGUGUGUCAAGGGAAGGGAGACCAUCAUUUCACUACAGUGUGACCUAACACAGGAAGGAGACGGGGAGAUUGAAGUCCCCCCUAAAUGUCCGGACGGAACCUGUGACGGCUGCAUGUUCCACUUCCUGUGGCACAGUGACCGGGCAUGUCCUCAGUGUCAGGAAGAGGACAUCCAGAUCAUUGUGGGGGAGUGUGCUGACGAACUACAGACUGUCCACUACAGCUACCCCAAAUAUUGCAAACCAAAGAAGGGAAUGAAAAGUCAAGAACAGAGGAAAUGCAGAUUGAAAUUAGCUGCUCUUCCAUUCAUUCUGAAGGUGGCCAUCCCAUCCAUUGUAGGGAUUGGUGUGAUUCUGUUCCUGUGUGUCAUCUACUGCUGGAUGAGGAACCGCAAACUAGAGUACAAGUACAUGAAGCUGGCCGAGGGGUCGGGACCUAACUACGAUGGAGAACUCCCGGGGGUCGACUCCUGCGGUCUGGAGGAUGGGGAGGAUGAACAGUUUGAUACCGUCUCAUUCAAGGAGACCAAGAAGAAGGGGCUCUUCAGUAAACUGAGGGGCAAGAAGUACAAGUCCCAUGAUGAUAAUCCAUUUGAAACAUCCCACACUGAGAAGCUACCACUCACGUAAAGGUGCUCCUCAUUCUCAACGCAUUCCAACUGUAGGGGAUCACAAAGCUUGCCAUAAAAUAAGGAUUGUACACAAACAUGAAUUUCCAACUAUUGUGUUUCAAAAGUCUCCAGGUUUACAUCGCGUCAUGUACCUAUUACAUUUGUAUAUGACAAAAUCUGUUUGCUAGAAAACAACAUUCUCUUUUUCAGCAUUAUCUUAUUCUGCUCAGCUUCAUUGUUGUCUUAUCUUUAUUUUAAAAUUGCUUCCUGGCAAUGUAUUUUUCUCUUACAGUGUAUUUAGAUUUCCACCACUUUGAUAAAAACCAUGUAUAAAAAUGCUAAGUUAUUUACAAUUUUGUACAAUCAUUCAUGUGACGCAUUGAUGAGUUUAACAAAGAUCUGCUACAUAUGUCUGUAUUCAUUCCAGUUUCUUUGUGGCAUCAAAUAUUCUAUUCCACUCGUUACAUUCCUUCUGUCUGUUUAUUGUGUUGUCAAAGAUAACUGACCUUUGUAAAAAUGAAUGUAAAAUGAUUUUUGUGGGUUUUUUUUUUACAAUAGGUCCACACGUACACGGCCCAAACCAAUUUAAAGAAAACAUAAUUUUCCUGAAAUAUUUCAAAAUUAGCAUUCUUUUAAUUUUUCUUUGGCUUGACCUCUCUUCAACACACAUUACAAAGUUUAAUGGUGCUGUAAUUACUUUGAUUUUAUGGUCUAUACCUCGAAGUUCCUUUUAUGUAUGUGAAAAAGCAUUUACAGUUUAUUUUGAAGAUUUCUAUAUAUUUUCACUUAAUAAGUGCAAUACUAAUUUUUGGUCAUUAAUAAGCUAGUUGCUUGGUAGCAAAAUAUAUUUUUUUCCUGACUCUUACUUUUAUCGUAUUUCUCAAAUGAAUAAAAGAAUUAUAAUUAAGAUGGCAAGAAAAAAGAAAUAUUUGCAAGGGAAACAACUUUUAAAAGUUUGUUUUCUUUGAUAUUGGACCAAUACCAUCAUAGUUAUUCAUGAUCAAGAGAUAGUAAGUAGAGGUCUUUCCUGUGCUUUUUCGUUUUAUUAUAAAGACUUUCUUUUGAUUUCAUUCAUUUUUUUUUUAAUGAAAACUUGUUUUGAGGAGACUUAUUAAUGAAGAACUAGAUCUGUUAUUGUUUUAUACAACGUUAGUUUCUUUCAUUUGAAAUUUAUUAUUUAAUGGCAUUACCAUGUUCUGUACCUCGUUGCUAAAAAGUAGCUAUUUACAUUAGUUGUCCCAUAUGAAUCUGAUUGAAAUCCACUCUUUUUAAAAGAGCUUCAAUGUUAUGUUGUUCAGUAAUUCUUUUUCUUUAGUUUUUAUAUACUUAUAUAUAUAUAUAUAUAUAUUAUUAGUUGGUUUGUUUCUUGUUGUGACUUGGUCUCGGCUGUAGUUCAGUGUUGUUGUGGCUUUGUACAGGCGUACACAAAGUCUAGUUUUUGUUUCCAUAGUUUGUCCAUUUUUAUGGAAAUGGUUGUGGGUUUAUCAUUAUGGUACUGCAUUCUAAUUUGUGAAACUUUUUGAAAUUCACCUAUUUAUUUUGUAUGUUUUACUAGAGUUAAAUUAUCAAUUAGAUACAAGGGUAUUUACAAGUAUGUACAUUUAUUGUAAUUAUAUCUUUCAUUGUCUAUGUAUUUAAUGACUUCUCAGCAUAACAUCUGCAUUUAUUUUGAAUGCCAUACCCAAUGGACAAAAUUUACAGAUUAUUAGACCCCCCCCCCUUACUCCUUCCACAGCUUACUAUCAUUUCCUUCUGUUUUGAGGCAUAAUAUAUGUAUCUCCUAAUGUCUAUCUCCCACUCGAGUCUUGAUCUGUGCAAUAUAGGUGUCAACGUGUGUCCAUUUAUGAUGCAUAUGUGAUGAUGAUAUUUCAAAAGUUUUCUAUAUUUUGACUAAGACUUGCAAUGAUAGAGAAUAUUCUCCAUGGCCAUGAGAGAGAAUGGUUCGCUGUACAUACUGGUAUCAAUGAAAAGUUGUCACAUUUUUUUGUUCUUUCUUUUUUAAUGAAGUAUAUAUAUAAUAUUUAAUUAAAAAAUUGAACUAA